CGAUUGUUCCCGAGCAAUCUUCGAGCAGUUCCAAAGCAGCCAGAUCAAAGCAGAUUAAAACAGCACCAAAAGCUGCAUAGAGGCAGCCCAAACACACUCACAGCGGCACUCACAGCACACGACACGACCAUGAUGAUGAACGCGAUGCAGACCCUCGCACGCCAAGCGCCUGGCGCGCUGGCAAGACACGCGCCGCGGGCAGCCGGCGCUGCCCUGAGCACCAUGGCCUCGCGCGGCCUCCUCUCGGCGUCGCGCCGGGCGCGCACUGAACGCGCACCACCGAAUCCCGCGCUGCUCGCCGCGCGUCGCGACAUCUCCGUCGGCAGAGACGGGCGCCACUGGAACACCGUCCUGUUGAUGGUGCCGCAAGCGGAGGAGUGGUCCGGAUCGGUGCCGAAUCCCAGUUUAUGGUGCCUUCACAUCGCCGCCGCCGCCGCCUCGCAACCGGGAACUCGCGCAGGCAGAUCGAGCGCUUCGGUAAAUUUAGUCACACGGCAUUGCCGGGCCUGAGCUUCGCCAUUCCGAUCAUCGACGAGAUCGCGUACAAGCGUUCCCUGAAAGAGACGACCAUCGACAUUCAUCCCCAAACGGCCAUUACCAAAGACAACGUCCACGUCCACCUCGACGGCGCCGUCUACACGCGCGUCGUCGACGCGUACAAGGCGAGUUACGGGAUCGAGGACCCGGAAGGGGCCAUCACGACGCUCGCGCAGUCGGCGAUGCGCAAAGAAGUUGGAAAUUUAGAGCUUGAUCAACUCUUCCUCGAGCGCGAAAAGCUUAAUAUUGGCGCGCGACCGCGUCGAUGGCGUCCCUCUGCACGCCAUCGAGGCGACGUGUUUCGUUCACACAGGCAUCGCGCAAGCGCUCGACGAGGCGUCGCAGCCCUGGGGCAUCCGCGUGUUCCGCUACGAGAUCGCCGACAUCCACGUCGACCGCGGCACGCGCGAGGCCAUGGAGAAGCAGUCGAACGCGGAGCGGCUGCGCCGCGCCGAGGUGCUCGAAUCCGAGGGCUACCGCCAGAAAUUGAUCAACCAGUCCGAAGGCGAGCGCCAGGGCGCCAUCAACGCCGCCCAGGGGCAGGCCGAGAGCAUGCGCCUGAAGGCAACGGCGGAGGCCGACCAGAUCAAGGCGAUUGCGGAGGCCCAAGCCGCUUCGACGCGGAUGGCGGCGGAAGCCACGGCCGACGGUCUCCGCGCGAUCGCCGAGGCCGUGAGUGAAGAGGGCGGCAAGGACGCGAUGGUCCAACGGCUCGCCGACAAGUACGUCUCGGAGCUGGCCGAGAUGGCGAAACAAAGCAACCUUGUGAUCGUUCCGGACCGACCGAACGACAUCUCCGGCGUCGUCGCGACGGCCAUGGGCAUGUUCGACCAGGUGAAGCAGCAGGGCUCCGCGAACUAGUUCCUGCCCCCCUUUUUGAAUACAAUUGAGAGCGACCAGUUCUGCAGUUUCGUUUGCGUAAAUCAUUUCCACGUCACGGUGUGUAAGACUUGACAAUUUUAAACUUGGGGAAAGUACAUGGGACGGUCCGCGCCGCGGAGCCGCGGACCCACGGCGCGCGCU
Molecule: messenger RNA, 1560 nt
Organism: Pelagomonas calceolata
Lineage: Eukaryota; Pelagophyceae; Pelagomonadales; Pelagomonadaceae
Source: the annotation of a GenBank genome assembly